Messenger RNA from Hippocampus zosterae (dwarf seahorse), 5416 nucleotides. It is a transcript of the gene sema3b, whose product is annotated as sema domain, immunoglobulin domain (Ig), short basic domain, secreted, (semaphorin) 3B. The coding region runs from base 832 to 3237 and encodes 801 amino acids. Gene Ontology annotation, molecular function: semaphorin receptor binding; chemorepellent activity. Gene Ontology annotation, biological process: negative regulation of axon extension involved in axon guidance; negative chemotaxis; positive regulation of cell migration. The record is from RefSeq and is a predicted model, not a curated record. NCBI's taxonomy places the organism in Eukaryota, Metazoa, Chordata, Actinopteri, Syngnathiformes, Syngnathidae. The transcript has 18 exons.
UGAAUUAAAUCCAUUAUUCCUGCCUGCUCUCCCUCUGAGCACUUGAGCGCCGCUCAGCUCCCGCGUGCGUGCGUGUGCGCGUGACCCUCUCACAUGUGCACGUUAAGAAGACUUCUGUGUGUUUUUUCGAAGUGGAGUUGGAGUGCCGCUGCUCAUCAGUGAAAGUGACUGUAGGAUCGGGGAGUACCUACCUGCGCUUGUAUUUUGGAAGCUUUUCUGAGACAAAAACUGAACUUUUUUACACUGAGCUGCUCUGUUUGUUUGUUCGUUUUUUUUACCAUACAGGUAACGUUCACAGAAUUCUUUUCUUUCAACAAAUCAUUGGAUUUAAAAAAAAAUAUUAUUAAAAGGAAUUGCUGGCAUCGAACCACUUUGUGGUGUGACCAAGUUGGGUAUAUAAAGUGGAAUAGUUUGAUUCCUUUGGAAAUUUCCUUUUCGUGGACAAGAUACAUGGUGUGGAAAAUAGAAGAGGCAAAUAUUUUGUGAGAUGUUUUUUCACUAUGGAUUUGCCAGGCUCAGGUGGACACUGACCCCAAUCUUGGGAAGUACUGGACCCUUUUGGUGUUUGGUUUCCAGAAGCGAAUGGACAGAUCCAGAUUUGGCCCAUGUGUGACAUUUUCAUUCCUUCUUGGAGGUGAAAGGUGAGACCUGUUGGUUUGGGGAUCCGCCAGGAGAACACUUCCAUGUCAAGACGGCAGGUCCAAAAGAAUACAGGAACUCUGGCACCAUAAGCUGAUACUCAGACUCAACCGAUGGACUCCAAUUGACUAUCUGACCUGAAGUCGAGUGACAACAUCUCCUUGCGGAAUUGAAAAGAAACCGCAUGCCAGAAUGAUGACCAUGAUGAUGAUGAUGGUGGCCACGAUGGUCACCUGCAGCUCCCUGUUCCUUUUGGGACUGGCCGCCGCUCAUGCUUCCUCUCCCAGCACUGUGACGCGUUCGUCUCCGCCUUCCUCUUCCUCUUCGUCCUCGCCACGGAUGAAGCUCUCGUUCAAAGACUUGCAGCAGUUCAAUGGAGUGAGGCGUUAUGAGCUGGAGCGCUCAUGCUGCUUCAGCGCUCUGCUGCUGGACGAGGAGCGGGGCCGACUCUUCGUUGGGGCCAAGAACUUCCUGCUUUCACUAUCGCUGGAUAAUAUCGGCAAACAGGACCACAAGAUCCACUGGCCUGCCCCCGUUGAGUGGAGGGAGGAAUGCAACUGGGCCGGCAAGGAUAUCGCAUCUGACUGUGUAAACUAUGUGAAGAUUGUCCACCACUAUAAUCGCACCCACCUGUACGCCUGUGGAACCGGAGCCUUCCAUCCCACUUGUGCCUUUGUGGAGGUGGGGCACAAGAUGGAGGAUCACAUCUUCAAGAUCGACCCAUCGAACAUGGAAGACGGCAAAGGGAAAAGUCCAUAUGAUCCUCGCCAUAAUGCCGCAUCUGUACUCAUUGGCGAUGAGCUGUAUGCAGGUGUAGCUACGGAUUUAAUGGGACGGGACUUCACCAUCUUUCGAAGUCUGGGCAGACGUCCUUCCAUCCGCACGGAGCAGCAUGACUCACGUUGGCUCAAUGAGCCCAAAUUUAUAGGUUCCUUUUGGGUCCCAGAAAGUGAAAAUCCUGAUGAUGAUAAAGUAUUUUUCUUCUUCCGGGAGACGGCGGUGGAGGCCCAAGGAUUGGGAAGGUCCACUUAUUCCCGCAUUGGCCAACUCUGCAGGAAUGACAUGGGCGGACAGAGAAGUUUGGUGAAUAAGUGGACGACAUUCCUCAAAACCCGACUGAUCUGCUCGGUACCAGGAGCCGAUGGCAGCGAUACUUAUUUUGACGAGCUGCGCGAUGUAUUCCUGCUGCAAACAAGGGACAGAAAGAAUCCUCUGGUCUACACAGUCUUCUCCACUUCCAGCAGUGUAUUUAAAGGCUCAGCUGUGUGUCUCUACUCCAUGAAUGACAUCCGGAGGGCCUUCCUGGGGCCGUUUGCUCACAAAGAGGGGCCCAACUACCAGUGGGUGCCCUUUCAGGGAAAAGUGCCUUAUCCCCGCCCAGGAAUGUGUCCCAGCAAGACCUUUGGCAGUUUUGAGUCUACCAAGGGUUUCCCAGACGAUGUGAUUCAGUUUGCACGUCACCACCCUCUGAUGUACAACCCGGUGUACGCCAUGACCAGACGGCCAGUCUUCGUCAGAACCAAUGUGGACUACAGCUUCACCCAGAUCACUGUGGACAGGGUCAACGCUGCUGACGGACAAUACGAUGUCAUGUUUAUUGGCACAGACAAAGGGACAGUACUCAAGGUCAUCAAUGUGCCCAAGGAGAGUUGGAACAACAUGGAAGAACUUCUGUUGGAAGAGCUGGAGGUCUUCAAAGAUGCCUCGUCAAUCAUCGACAUGCAGAUCUCCUCAAAACGGCAACAACUGUACGUGGGCUCCAACACAGGCAUCGCCCAGGUGCCCCUCCAUCGAUGCAGCGUGUACGGGAAAGCCUGCGCUGAGUGCUGCCUGGCCCGAGACCCUUACUGCGCCUGGGAUGGGACAUCCUGCACUCGCUACCUUCCCAACACGAAAAGGCGUUUCCGUCGCCAGGAUGUGAGGAAUGGUGAUCCCAACACUCUUUGCUCAGGAGACCACCACAAGCACCACGUGGCCGAGAAGAAGCUAUACGGAGUCGAAGGAAGCAGCACCUUCUUGGAAUGCAUCCCCAAGUCCCUUCAGGCCCGAGUCACUUGGACCUUUCAGAAACAACGAGACAAGCCACGAGAAGAGGUGCGUCUGGACGAUCGGAUCCUGCAGACAGACCGAGGGCUCCUGAUACGCCGUGUACUGAGGAGGGACACGGGUGUUUAUCAGUGUCACGCCAUGGAACACGGCUUCACCCAAACCCUGCUGGGCAUCACUUUAGACGUCAUCCAGUCCACGUCGUCUCACAUGCCUUCCGAGGCCCCUUCCCGAGCGGAGCCUCGCAGCGGUGGAGGGCCUCUGGUGGCCAACCCGAAGCUUUGGUAUCGAGACUUUAUGCAGCUGGUGGACCAUCCAAACCUGAACACGGUCGACCAGAUUUGCGAACAAGUUUGGGCCCGCCGGAAUCCCGCCGGCGACCGAAUGGAGAAGAAGCUUCCCACCGCCGGCAGAGACUCAAUGUCUCCUGGUCCCUCUGUCCGGCCCGCUAAUAAGAAGUGGAAGCAUCUCCAGGAGCUGAGGAAGGGGAGGAACCGUCGGACCCACGAAGGAAAACAGAACCCUCGGGCGCCACGGAGCGCGGGGGAGUAACAGCAACGAGAAGAACGAGUGGGCUCGGCAGAACUGAUUCAAGUAGAUUUUUAGAAAGGGACUCGGACAACUUUUGGAGGAGGUUUAAACAUACAAACACACACAUGCACACAAAUGCGCACACAUACGCAGCCCCAAAGCUCCUCCUCCAACGUGUAUAUUUAUCUGUGGAGUUCCUUGCAUGUGUUGAGUUACGUCCCGCAUUCCUCCUACACGAUCCCAUCGCAAUGUGCCAUUCUUGUCAUCGAGUCUACAAGCAGGUAGAGAAACCACACCCAUUUGAUAACUACUGUAUGAAUCCACGUACACUCGUUUUUCAGUACCGGAGAGUGGGCCACAUCUUUGGUCGAGUACCUUGCGACCAACUCCAUGUUAUUGACAGUAUCUAGACGAUAGUGUGAACUCUGUGCCGUGAAAGGAUCCCGGAAAACUUCGAGAUGAACUCACACCUUUCUUCACCCCUUAAAGACUUACGGUGUAGAGUAUAACGUGGACAUGGCGGCGGUUCGGAGACACAACUGGAAUAUACUUCUACGACUGGAAAGGCACGCGUGCAUGCAGGAAGAUGGACUACUUCAUGUGAUGUUUUUACGAGACUCCGCAUUUCCUUUUGUUUCGUCACUCAAGUCGUCAUUACAUCAGGGUGGAGACAGCAGCAGGGGGGCAGAUUGUGGGUUUGUGGGGCACACAGAGACACAUGGCGGCCAAGUGAAACACACCAUUCACGUGUGGCGAGUUGAUGAUGUGUUGCCAGUUACCAGAUGAAACCACUGCAGAGUGAGGAGAAAGGCGCAGAAAACUACUGGCUUUUGAAUAAUGUUAGCAGAAAAUUUGGUGUUUAUACUACAUAUAAAAGAGUGGAGCUAUGAAGGAGUAUAUGGGCCACACUCGGAAAAAAAAACCCAUAGAGCUAGCGGUUAGCAAAUCUGGGGUGUACCGUAUUUUCCAUACAAAAAGGCGCACUGGAUUAUGAGGCGCACCUUGAAUGAAUGGCCUAUUUUGCAAUUCUUUUCAUACAUUGUGCACACCGCAUUAUAAGACGCAAUCUACAAUGCUUCCACUAGAUGGAGUUACGCUCAAGGAAAUGCCAACAGAACGAUCAGAUGUCAGGAAAACAUAUUUAAUAAAGCAGCGACACAGUUCACUUAACCAUCAGCAAUUUAUAACAUUGACUCGUUAACGUUGAACUCACCUGCCGCUGCUCUAUUUCCGUGUUCAAAUGCGUAACCGAUCGCUUUAAGUUUGAACUCUGCGCUGUCAGCAAAUCUCAAGCAUAGAGCCAUUUUGGGGACAAAAUAUUACCGUAAUGACCAUACACAAGGCGCAUCGGAUUUUAAGGCGCGCUGUGAGCUUUUAAGAAAAUAGAAGGCUUCUAGGUACGCCUUUUAGUGUGGAAAAUAUGGUACACUGCCUCGCACCCAUCGUCAACUAGAAUAUCAAUCCAUUUUCUGUACAGCAGCAUGUCCUGUUCAGGGUCAUGGGGAGCUGAUUUUAGGUGGGAAGCAGACCACACGCCGACUUGGUUGCUUGUUAAUCUCCAAGGCACACCAUGAGACAGACAGACAACCAUUGACACUCACGGCUCCAUUUGCAUGACCAGUGCUGUGCCACGUGGUGCAAAUUGGUGCAGAAACAUGUUCAACGAGGUAAUUUUGCAGAUGCGCACAAGCUUGUGUGUUUUUCUCAAAAAGAUGGUUUGCACCAUUAUGGGCAUGAACACAGCCGAAUCUGUCUGCCUGCGACCCGAGCAAAUUCGUCAUAAUAGCAUGAGGCCACACGGUCCGAGCAGGCGAAACGGACUUUCUGCAAAGUGGGAACUGAAUACACGCUAUGCUAUGAGGGGAAAGUCGUGAUGUCACUGGAACAACAACAAAGUUGUAAUAUGAGAAAAAUGAUGUGAUGUCAUAGCACUAAAGUCAUAAUACAAUGAGAAUAAAGAGAAAAAUAGCUGUACAGUACUUUGUACCUAAGUAACUUGACAAGAACCUCAACAGUCUCAUGAUAAAGCUGCUAUGCUCAUACUAACAUUUUACUCCAUUAGUGUUUGUCCCUUUUCAUGUGGCCCUUCUACUCCUUCCUAAGCAAAAGAUGAUAUGCUACCUGGACAAAAAUAUUGGGACACAUGGCUGUUACAUCUAGGAGGUGAAAAAUGAAGCAAAUGUGUAGUUGUUGUUGUUUU